This is a messenger RNA of Penicillium antarcticum, 3540 nucleotides long. RefSeq names its product vegetative incompatibility protein HET-E-1. Bases 1 to 3540 code for a protein of 1179 amino acids. Lineage: Eukaryota; Fungi; Ascomycota; Eurotiomycetes; Eurotiales; Aspergillaceae. Gene Ontology annotation, molecular function: protein binding. The transcript is spliced from 3 exons. The record is from RefSeq and is a predicted model, not a curated record.
AUGACCGGCUUUUUAGGAUCCAGCACCGGGCUCCUCUUCACCCUAGCGAGCUACCGGACACAGCUCUCCGACUUGGAUAGGUUUGUCCGUGACACACUACGCACCGUGGAAGGUGCCGCAUUCAACUCCCGUGCAAACGAACACGUCGCGACGUGUCUCAGAAACACGCGCCAUGAGCUUCUCGAGACAAUUAACCAAUGGACUGAUGGCCCUAUAGCUCGCGAGCAUAUAUACUGGCUUCAAGGAAAGGCUGGCACCGGCAAGUCAACAAUCGCUCGUACUGUGGCCGGUGACCUUGCCGAGCAAGACCGUCUCGCGGCCAGCUUCUUCUUCAAGAGGAAUGAAUCCGAUCGCGGUAGUGCCGAUUACUUGUUCACCACUAUCGCCGCCCAACUCGUCCAGAGACUACCUAUGAUGGCUGAGCAUAUGCGAAACGCCAUCGAAACUAACCCUGAUAUCGCCACAAUGGCGCUAGGAGAGCAGUUUAGGAAACUUAUCUUGCAGCCAAUGAAGGCUGUCCCGCAUGGUAUUUCUAGGACCAUGACGGUCGUGAUCGAUGCCCUCGAUGAAUGCGAGGGAGACCAGAACACCACGGCGGUUAUCAAGUUACUGCUGCAGAACAGUCUUUCGGCAGUAGUCCCCUUGAAAUUCUUUGUCACCAGCAGGUUUGAACCUCCGAUUCGUCUUGGGUUCCAGGAUGUUGAAGACAAAUUCAUCGAGUUUCCUAUUCACGAGAUCCAACGGCCUAUAAUCGAGCGGGACAUCGCAACCUUUUUGAGGUUCCGAUUGGACGAAAUUCAGCGCAAUUUCCAAAUCAAAUCUAUUUGGCCAAACUUAACCCAGUUCGAAAAUCUCCUAGGGAAAUCAAUUCCGCUGUUCAUCUUCGCGGCCACUGCCUGCCGCUUUAUCGAGGACUAUCGACAAGGCGGCGACGGGCCAGAUGAUCGGCUUCAGCAGAUACUCCAACAGGAGACUCGUGGGCAUCUCGACCAAACAUACCUGCCUACCCUGAACCAGAUGGUUCACGGACUCAUGCCAUCCGCGCGUCGCACUGCAAUAAGCGAUUUCAACCAAAUUGUGGGCUCGAUAGUCACCCUCGCAAAUCCUCUUAGACCUGCGCCACUGGCGAGGCUCCUCGGCAUUUCCACUGAACGCAUCAAAAAUAGAUUGGAGCUGCUUCAUUCCGUACUCGACAUCCCAACCGAUGCUACUAGUCCUGUGAGAAUAUUUCAUGAAUCGUUCCGGGACUUCCUCAUUCGUCCUGACCCGGAAGACGUCCACGAAUUCUUUAUUGAUGAGAAGGUCACUCACAAGAAGCUUGCGGACAGAUGUCUUCAGCUGCUCUCCGAGGAUGACUAUCUAAAAAAAGACAUCUGUGGACUAGGAGCACCAGGGAAAUCUCGUACUACCGUCGACCAGCAAACGAUUGACCGGUGCCUGCCAUCAGAGGCUCAAUAUGCGUGCCUUUACUGGGUGCAUCACUUGAAGAGUAGCAGAGUGAUACUUAAUGAUGAAAGCCAUGCGCUCCAAUUCCUUCGCAGUCACUUCCUCCACUGGCUUGAAGCUUUGAGCCUCAUGGGGAGAAUAUCGGAGAGUAUCAGGCUAAUCGAUGUGUUACAGGGCCUAGUUGGUAGGCGACCAGCGGUGAUAGAUUCCUGGAGCUCAGAUCUACAAACGCUCGAGGGCCAUUCCUAUUCGGUCUGCUCUGUGGCCUUCUCGCCGGACGGCCAAACAGUGGCCUCAGGCUCGGAUGAUAACACGAUCAAGCUCUGGGAUGCUAAGACGGGUAAAGAGCUACAGACGCUCAAGGGCCAUUCCAAUUCGGUCUAUUCUGUGGCCUUCUCCCCGGACAGCCAAACAGUGGCCUCAGGCUCGCUUGGUAACACGAUCAAGCUCUGGGAUGCUAAGACGGGUAAAGAGCUACAGACGCUCAAGGGCCAUUCCGAUUCGGUCUAUUCUGUGGCCUUCUCCCCGGACAGCCAAACAGUGGCCUCAGGCUCGCUUGGUAACACGAUCAAGCUCUGGGAUACUAAAACGGGCAAAGAGCUAUAUGGGCUCGAGGGCUAUUCCAGAUAUCUCCGGUAUAUGGCUUUCUCCCCGGAUAGCCAAACAGUGGCCUCAGGCUCGCUUGAUAAGACGAUCAAGCUCUGGGAUGCUAAGACGGGCAAAGAGCUACAGACGCCCGAGGGCUAUUCCAGAUAUCUCCGGUAUAUGGCUUUCUCCCCGGAUAGCCAAACAGUGGCCUCAGGCUCGGAUGAUAACACGAUCAAGCUCUGGGAUGCUAAGACGGGUAAAGAGCUACAGACGCUCAAGGGCCAUUCCAAUUCGGUCUGUUCUGUGGCCUUCUCCCCGGACAGCCAAACAGUGGCCUCAGGCUCGCUUGAUAAGACGAUCAAGCUCUGGGAUGCUAAGACGGGUAAAGAGCUACGGACGCUCAAGGGCCAUUCCGAUUGGGUCCAGUCUAUAGCCUUCUCCCCGGAUAGCCAAACAGUGGCCUCAGGCUCGGAUGAUAACACGAUCAAGCUCUGGGAUGCUAAGACGGGUAAAGAGCUACAGACGCUCAAGGGCCAUUCCGAUUCGGUCUAUUCUGUGGCCUUCUCCCCGGAUAGCCAAACAGUGGCCUUAGGCUCGGAUAAUAACACGAUCAAGCUCUGGGAUGCUAAGACGGGCAAAGAGCUAUAUACGCUCGAGGGCCAUUCCGAUUCGGUCUGGUCUGUGGCCUUCUCUCCGGACAGCCAAAUAGUAGCCUCAGGCUCGGAUGAUAAGACGAUCAAGCUCUGGGGUGCUAAGACGGGCAAAGAGCUACAGACGCUCGAGGGCCAUUCCGAUUCGGUCUGGUCUGUGGCUUUCUCCCCGGACAGCCAAACAGUGACCUUAGACUCGGAUGAUAGGACGAUCAAGCUCUGGGAUACUAAGACGGGCAAAGAGCUACAGACGCUCGAGGGCCAUUCCGCUUCGGUCCAGUAUAUGGCUUUCUCCCUGGACGGCCAAACAGUGGCCUCAGGCUCGGAUGAUAAGACGAUCAAGCUCUGGGAUACUCAGACGGGCGAAAAGCUACAAACACUCGAGGGCCAUUCCAAUUCAGUCUGGUCUGUGGCUUUCUCUCCGGACGGCCAAACAGUGGCCUCAGGCUCGGAUGAUAACACGAUCAAGCUCUGGGAUGCUAAGACGGGUAAAGAGCUACAGACGCUCAAGGGCCAUUCCAAUUCGGUCUGUUCUGUGGCCUUCUCCCCGGACAGCCAAACAGUGGCCUCAGGCUCGCUUGAUAAGACGAUCAAGCUCUGGGAUGCUAGGACGGGCAAAGAGCUACAGACGCUCGAGGGCCAUUCCGAUUCGAUCGCGUCCGUCGUCGGUCAAAGUUCAUAUAAGACCAUCCCUCAAGUUUCCAUAGCAAAUGACUGGAUCGCCUUUAGAAACCAAAACCUUAUAUGGCUCCCUGUCGAGUAUCGCAAAUUCCAUUGCUCAGCUGUACAGGAUGGCACUAUUGCUCUUGGGUAUACUAAUGGGAGGGUUCUCAUUGUUGGUUUCCGCACUGAUUAG